AGAUCACCUUUUAUUGGAUCUCGGACUACUAUCGCCAAUUCGGAUGACCGGCCAGGAUUCGAAUGGCGAGACUCCGAGUGGUUGCUUGAUAGUACAGUAUGUCGACUGUAUGUCGACUGUCGAUCCGCGUACUAAAAAGUAAAAACCAUAAGUAUUCGUGUAACUGCCAUAUCGAGAGAACAGUCUACACUGACAGUUUUUGUUUUUGGUUGCUUCCGAUGAACAGCUGUUCACUUAUGAAGUGACUUUUCACAGUUUUAUGAGUUUUAUGCAACAUUUGCUUUAUGCAGACUUGAUUUGUUGAGUGAUAUGAAUUGUAAAGAUUGGCUGCUUUCCUUCGAAAUUCAUUAAUUUUACAUUCUAAGAAUACGUAAUAGGGAAGAUGUCGGGAGCCGGUGGGAAGUUGAAACUCUACUUUGAUCUAAUGUCGCAGCCAUCGCGCGCUGUGGUGAUAUUUGCCCGUGUUAACAAAAUACCAUUUCAAGAGAGACAGAUUGCACUCCGCAAACUGGAGCACUUGGAUGACGAGUUUGCCAAAGUUAAUCCCUUUAAGCGUGUUCCGGCUAUGGAGGACGGAGAUUUUAAAUUGCUUGAGAGUGGGACCAUAAUGCGGUACUUGGCUGACAAGUAUUUGUCGUCUGAGCAACAAUUCUGGUAUCCCAAAGAUAUUCGGCUGCGUUCGAAAGUUGACGAGUAUUUGGACUGGCAUCAUCUGAACACGCGAAUGAAUUGCGCAGAAUAUUUUCGCAAUCGGUUUUUGAUUCCCUUAAUCAAGCAGCGCCCUGUGGACAUGAAAAAGCUGGAGUUCUUCCGGAAAGCAGCCGACAAGACCUUGGCAGAGAUUCAGUCGUACUUCCUGGCCGAUCGCCAGUUCUUUCUGGGGAGCAAAGUCAGCGUGGCCGAUCUUCAGGCCUGUUGCGAAAUUGCACAAUUGUCCGGAUGCGGUAUCGAUUUGGCCAGCAAACAUCCCGAACUGGUUCAGUGGAUGAAGAGGGUACGGGAAGCCAGCAGUCCGCAUUACGACGAAGCCACUAAGUGGAUAUAUUCCACGGGAACCAAAAUGCGCCACUUAGUCAAGGAGGCCAAGUUCGAUGAAGGAUGCUCGGAUUGAAGGGAUAAUCGGUUCCGAAUAGACAUCUUGUAUUGGCUAACAAUUUGCUAUAUCGCACAUACCAAUCGCAUUCGCCGGUAUUUUACUGGUGCAGUUUUUUAUCUUGAAUCCUAUAGAGCUGUCUAGCAAUAUAGCUGUCUAACCUAUAUAUUUUAAUGCAGUUUUUUAUCUUGUCUAUUUAUUUUGAUCCACUGAUAGAAUGUGGAAACUUGUCGCUCAAGUCUUGAUUUGCGUUCUGCUAGCUACCUAAAAGAUACGACAAUUUUUGAAUGUGUGUUACGCAUUUUUUAAUGAGUUGUAUUAUGAUGAUUGAGAAAGCGCUUUUGA
This is a messenger RNA of Paramacrobiotus metropolitanus, 1438 nucleotides long. RefSeq names its product glutathione S-transferase theta-1-like. NCBI's taxonomy places the organism in Eukaryota, Metazoa, Tardigrada, Eutardigrada, Parachela, Macrobiotidae. Gene Ontology annotation, cellular component: cytoplasm. The transcript is spliced from 4 exons. Gene Ontology annotation, molecular function: glutathione transferase activity. Gene Ontology annotation, biological process: glutathione metabolic process. The coding region runs from base 383 to 1111 and encodes 242 amino acids. The record is from RefSeq and is a predicted model, not a curated record.